AUGAAAGCAUUAUUUGGGCCAUAUCUUUUUGGCAAAGCAGGCUUGGUAGAAUCCCACAUCCUGGAUCUUCAGCCACUUAUUCUUUUGUAUUUUUCGUCUAGCACUUGAUUUCCUUGUAGAGAGUUCACUCCGAAACUCAUAGACUUUUGCAGGUUCCAUACCAUUCUUUUAUACAAUCUUCACAAGCUAUUUUUUGAUAGUCAAAUAUUGCUUUGCGAAAACCUAAAACAAAAGUCUAAAAUAUUUGACGAAAUUCCCCGACCAACUGUCUGACUAUUUAAAAACGCAUAGAGUAAGAAUUAUGAACAACUUUUACAAUAAAGUAAAUACACCAACAAAGCAAGCUGAAAUAGUUCUUAUUCCUUGAGAUAUGAAUGAGACUGAUUAG
Blepharisma stoltei is the source of this 388-nucleotide messenger RNA. Lineage: Eukaryota; Ciliophora; Heterotrichea; Heterotrichida; Blepharismidae. The record is from the annotation of a GenBank genome assembly.